Messenger RNA from Tripterygium wilfordii, 1042 nucleotides. RefSeq names its product phosphopantothenoylcysteine decarboxylase-like. The transcript is spliced from 3 exons. Gene Ontology annotation, molecular function: phosphopantothenoylcysteine decarboxylase activity; FMN binding. NCBI's taxonomy places the organism in Eukaryota, Viridiplantae, Streptophyta, Magnoliopsida, Celastrales, Celastraceae. Gene Ontology annotation, cellular component: phosphopantothenoylcysteine decarboxylase complex. The record is from RefSeq and is a predicted model, not a curated record. Gene Ontology annotation, biological process: coenzyme A biosynthetic process. Bases 148 to 741 code for a protein of 197 amino acids.
CAAGAAGGCAUUCUCUUAAUCGUAAAGGAAAAAAGAAAGCCCUAGAAGCUAAAGAGGAGAUUCAUUCAGAGAAGAACAGAACUACGCUCUUGCAGUCCUCACUCCUCCGUCGGGACAAGAAACUACUGGGCAUUACCAGAUCCUGUGAUGGCUGAGACAGAAUCAGUGCAAGUAAGUUCUGGUCAUAAGAGACCUCGAAUCCUUCUAGCUGCUAGUGGAAGUGUAGCUGCCAUAAAGUUUGCAAAUCUUUGCCAUUGUUUCUGUGAAUGGGCAGAAGUAAAAGCAGUUGCCACAAGGGCUUCUUUACAUUUCAUUGACAGAGCAUCACUUCCAAAGGAUGUAAUUCUUUACACUGAUGAGGAUGAGUGGUCCAGUUGGAGUAAAAUUGGUGAUAGCGUACUUCAUAUUGAACUUCGACGGUGGGCUGAUAUUAUGGUUAUCGCCCCGUUGUCAGCUAACACACUUGCAAAGAUUGCAGGGGGACUGUGUGACAAUCUCUUGACCUGCAUUGUGCGAGCAUGGGAUUAUAGCAAGCCAUUCUUCAUUGCACCUGCCAUGAACACCUUUAUGUGGACUAAUCCUUUCACAGAGCGGCAUCUUAUGUCAAUUGAUGAGCUUGGGAUUACUUUGAUCCCUCCUGUGUCAAAGAGGCUGGCAUGUGGAGAUUAUGGAAAUGGUGCAAUGGCUGAACCUUCUCUGAUAUACUCUAGUGUAAGGCUGUUCUUCGAGUCACGGAAUUAACCAGGUGAUGCAAGACUCAGUUAAUUUUAUGUUCACAUAAUGGUAGUAUCAGUAUUGGGAUUUGUUAGCGUCUCAUAGGGUCUGAACAAGCUCUAUGCAUCUGUACUCUGUAUUGAGCAUUUGUACAUCCAGAAGUAGGUGUAGGAGUUGAUAUGAAUUACAUGUUACCAACUGUUGUUUCAGCUACAGCUUGGACUACCAUAACCCAAUGAUUUUUAAUAGCGACGAAUUACAAAACCUUUGUAACAACUUGAUGUAUUUGUUGGUCCUCUAAUUACGUUUUGCUAUUCGCAUUUCUUUA